GGUCUAGGGCGGAAGUCUCUGGCGCCCGUCUGUGAGAGGAGAGCAUUCGGAGCUGAGGCGCGCUGACUGGUACCGGAGGCCGCGGUGCGGCGAGGAGCGUCCCUGGAGUCCCGCUGGGGCUUGUAGUUCGUCCAAAUAAAAUCACAGGUCAUCUUUAGGUGCAGUGACCCCCGAGCGGUGAACAUGUGGAAUCCCCCCCGACAACUGCUUCCUGGCUUUCGGGGCCAUCCUGGAGAACCGUUUCCACCUAGAAUACCCCCAGGCUCCUAUCCAAGAAUGCGAGGACGACCUCCUUUCCCCUUCCGGGAGGGACCAAGGGUUUCUAGCCCUCAUUUUGGGGGCCCCGGAGUUGCUCCCUUCAUUAACAGAAACAUGGACGUGUCCAUGGAUGGACAUUGGGAUGAGGGCAGAGUGCUGCCGGAGGAACAGCUGCGCCUCGCCAGGAGGCCGAGGCCAAACGUGAACUAUAGGGCUUUUAGAGAAGAGGAAUUGAUGGACAUGCACUAUGGGGACAUGGGGGGCCCUGAGAAUGAGCUUAGGGCCCGCUUAGCCCCAGAUAUGGACUACAGAGAGAGGGAAGCCUCCAUUUUGAGCCAGAGAGGGAUACCUGAUGCGGAUUACAGACAUGAGGAAGAACCAGCCAUUGUGUACAGAGAGAGACUUCCGCCCCCUUCUAUCUUUAGAGAAAGAGAGAGCCUGGAGUACAGGCGGCGGCUGCAGGCGGCGGAGCAGCUUCGGCAGAGAACCGCCACCCCGCUGGAUUACUCCGAGAGGGAAAUGGAGGAGCUGGAGUACAAGCGUCGCCUGGAUGCUCUGCAAGAAAUCGUCCUGAGACAGCGAGAAUCUGCAGAGUUGCUGUCCAGGGACAGGGAGGUCACGGACAUGAGGGAGCGCUCUGCAUUAGGUUACAAUGAGAGGGCGAUUCCUGCACAUUUCCGGGAGUCUGCAGACCUGGACCUAAGGUUCAGGGAGCCGGACGUGGAUGUAAACUUCCUGGACCAAGACCGAGCACUAGACUACAGAGAGAGGAUGGUCAUCGACUACUCGCAUAGUGAAACCAUGAUGUACAGUGAGACCGAGGGCCCCGACUACACCGAGAGCGAGUAUAAAGCCAGUCUGAAAUCGCAGAGCAAUGUGAUCCCAAAGGGGGCGGCUGGCAUAACCCGCAGGGACCUGAAGUCUGCCGAUGCACUAGAGCCCCCCUAUAAGAAGAGGAACAUAGAGAUUCCAGGGAUAGACUCAGACUAUCGGGAGAAAGAGAGCGCAGACUCUGAUUACCGAGGAAAAGAGACCUCCGAUUCAGACUACAGAGAUAACACAGAUUCCGAUUACCGAGAAAUGGAGGCUGUCGACUCAGAUUAUCGGGACAAAGAGAGCGCCGACUCAGACUAUCGGGAAAGAGAGAGGGCAGACGCAGAUUACCGCAAGCAUGCCGAUAACGGCAUGAAAAAGAGCGCAAACACAAUGGAGGCAAAAGACAACGCUUCGAAGCCAGUGAAAAAUCCUAAAGAGCUGAAGGCUGUGAUAACUGCACCAGAUCUGGUGCCAAAGCCCCUCUCCGGUACAGAGCAAAGGAUCCCCUUCUUGUCUUAUGACAAACCGCAGGUGUCUCCCAUCUCCAAGAUAAAUAGCGAGGCUCUUCGCCAGGAGGGGGCGCUGUCCGCACCUAAGGGAGGCGUGAAGAGCGACAAGUGCAGCUUCCCAGGAAAACUAGACGUCGACUUCAGAGAUCAUCCCAAACCUGAACUUCACCAGGAAACCAAAGAAGCAGGGAACAAAAUCACAAGGUUCUCCGCAGGCGGCAAGGAGCUCUGCCCCAGUGACCAAGACCUGCGAAGUAAGGAACCAGCUCAAGGGGGAGGCGAUCAGGACUUCCGAACCAGUGAAUAUGUGCAGAAGAAGGAUGAGGACCUCCGAGCCGGGAAAGAGCAGGGUCCAGCAGACCCCCUCAGCCAGAGCUCCCUGCUCUAUGACUUCUUAACGCUGGCAGCGAAAGAGUUAAAGCAGCAGAAAGAAAAAGUUGCUGAGGGGCAGGCGGCCGUUCACAUCCCGGAGAAACCCGCAACGGCCAGAACAUCUCACCCAGCCUCCAGCACCACGAAGUCAGCAGCAGGACCGUCCCCUGGGGUUGAGUUUCUGGGCAGACAGGAUGCGGACUACAGGAACAAGGACUACAUGGAUGUGGACUUAAGAGUUGCUUCUGGCGCAGACAAAAAAUCUCAUGACCAUCAGCCUGGGAGUAAGGAUAAAGACUACAGGAGGACUACUAUCCCUGACGGAGCCACCAGGAUUGUAUGGCUGGAUGGUCUCCCGACCGGAGGCUCUAGAGAAGAUAUCCUCUCUGCGCUCGGCGCAGCGCGCCCCCUGCCCAAAGAUGGAGUGAACCUCAUCGGAUACAUUCCAGGUUACAGCUUCGGCUCUGUCUGCGUGGAGUUUUCCCUCGUGGAAGAGGCCGUCGGAUGCAUGGAAGCCAACAAGGGCGUCCUCAAUUUUAGAGGAAAAAAGAUCAGUCUGAAGUAUAUUCCCAAUUCAGACCGGUGGAGCUGCCAGCAGUGCAAGGGGGUGAACGUCUUAUCUAAGGAAAGAUGCUGGCAGUGCAGUGCGCUCCGGGCAGGGUCUGACCACCUGCCUGUCCGAGAAGCCCUAAAAGACGCCAAGACGCCAACCCUCCCUACUUCACGACGUGCCAAAAAGCGCAAUGCCAAGCUGAGCCCCCCCACCCCCAGCAGAAAUGACAGCAAGAGAAGGCGGAGCCCCCCGCCGAAGGGCAAAAAAGGGGGAAAGCCUGCCAAGGCCGAGAGUGCAACCGUCAUCAUCAGGGGAAUCGGCGUGAACACGACCCCAAAUAGUGUGGUGAAAGCGCUUCAGCCUUACGUGCAGCUUUCUGUACGCAGCAUCCGCAUCAUGAAAAACCGCAAGAGCGACCAUCGGGGAUUUGGCUUCAUUGACCUGAGGAAUCACAAGGAGGCGAUCCGUCUGACAGUGUUGGUUCGUGAACUCAAACCUCCGCUCACCAUUGAUGGGAAACCGAUCACCGUGGACCUGGCUGUCGGGGAGAGGAGGAGCGAACAGAGAAAGACUCAGAAACGCAAUAGAAGUUCAGCAAAGAGCCGGAACCGCCGAGCACAGAGAAGAUCCAUCACGUAUCCCGGAUUCAAAGCGCCCGGUCCAAGUUAUGUCUAUAACCCCAAAACUGGCACGUAUGUGGACCCCCUGACCAAUACGGUCUACAGUGGAAACAGAAACCAGCGCAAGAAGGACGAUCAAGCUGCAGGCGGUGGGAAGAAGGAGCCUUCCAGCCAGCCGCGGAGGGGCUUCACCGAGGACAAGGUGAAGGAUUCAGAUAAGGAACCCUUUAAGAGACCGUUGCCCCCUCCAUUGACCAAGAAGGAGGAGCCGCCUCUGGAGCCAAAGCACAACCCUCUGAUUAAGCUGCUUGGAGAAUAUGGAGAUGACAGUGAGGAGGAGGAGGAGGAGGAAGAGUUCCUGCCUCCAAUAAAGAAAAGGCCCGCUCCGCCCCCACCGCUUCCGGCCCCUGCUCCUAAACCAGCUGCGCCCACCUCCAGCCCCGUCGCCGCCCAUGAAGAAAAGUUAACGGAUUGGAAGAAGAUGAUUUGCCUGUUGUGUCGGCGACAGUUCCCCAAUAAGGACGCGUUAAUCCGGCAUCAGAAGUUAUCGGAUCUGCACAAGCAAAACCUUGCCAUCCAGGAGAAGGCCAGGAAGUCUCGGAAGGAGCUGGCUUACCUGAAGGAGCAAGAGGAGAAUCAGUCCAUACAGCGGAGGUUGCUGCAGGCCAGGAAAGAGCUGGAGAAGCUGGAGCGACAGGAGGAAGGCGCGCAGCAGGUGCAGUCCUGGAACACCGCGCGCACACAGCUGCAUGCCCCUAGCUCAUACCCAGCCCUGCAUGCGCCCUCCCCCAUCACUUCCACCGCAGCUGUGGAGAUACACACCUGUCUGUCCCUUUACUCUCUGACAGGAAAGGGAAGGUCUGGACUCCGAGCUCCAAGCUCCUGGAAACAAGAAACCGAAAGGUUCUGAUCCCGGCAGCGAGCCUAAAGUGAAGAAGCAAGCGGGAGCAUCGUACCGGGAUAACAUGAAGAGGCGAAUCCUGGAGCGCUACAAGGAGCUGGAAUAAGCCUCUCCCCUGCCGCCAUCCGUCUGUCCCCACGCUGCUGCUAU
Messenger RNA from Bufo gargarizans (Asiatic toad), 4179 nucleotides. RefSeq names its product RNA binding motif protein 6 (gene RBM6). Lineage: Eukaryota; Metazoa; Chordata; Amphibia; Anura; Bufonidae. Gene Ontology annotation, cellular component: nucleus. Gene Ontology annotation, molecular function: RNA binding. Gene Ontology annotation, biological process: mRNA splicing, via spliceosome. Bases 184 to 4038 code for a protein of 1284 amino acids. The transcript has 20 exons. The record is from RefSeq and is a predicted model, not a curated record.